CCGUUGCCAAUAGCAACAUGAACUGCAGCACAUAAACGGUUAACGUUAGUCCUUGAACUUACUCGGAGACAUAAAGUUAUGAAUUAUUCGUCGUGUUUGGAGUCAAUUCUGGAGAAGGUGAAACCACUUAUACCGACCAUAGACUUCGAUUCUUUAUCGUUUGAUGAUGAACAGAUUGUCACUGUCUAUCAAAGACCAGCUAGUCUUUCCCUGGCGGUCCCAGAAGACUUCAGUUUUUCAAUGGAUGAUGAUGAACCAGAGGAGCUGAUGAAACCUGUGAAACCAGAAGAGAAGUUGGAUGAAGAAGUCACCACUACAGCUCGUUGUGCUACACAACACCCUGAUGCUGAUUUCAAGGCAGGUGCUUACGAGGGAGGUAUUGUAGAUACGAGGCUGGAGGCCUCAGUAAAAUCUGAUGAGGGUUUUCCUGUUCUCUCAUUUGCGAGACUUGACCAGUGGGAUUUGGAUGAUGUCCUCCAAAAUGUGGCAGGGGAUGGGCUAUCCCUGCAACAAUGUGCAUCAGUUGUGCCUGCAAAGACGCAUGAAGAUUGUGACAAGUGCAGAUCCCAGGGGGAUAUGAUGGAGAAACUUGUUGCUUUCUCUAAUAGCCAAACAUCUAAAUUUGUGUCAGAGCCUGUGAGAAGUCUAAACCACAUCGGGAUGGCAGCAGAGUUGCAGCGGAGCCACAAAGAAUGUCCCACUGUUUAUAUUGACCUGCGUUGCUGUGAUCCUUUAAUAAAACCACCAAGAACAUCCCCAAAUAUUUCAUCAGAGUCCAAGUCACCCGCCAAACACAACACCCUCCAGGAAACACCACCUGCAAAGAAACCCAAUCUUAAAGUGCAUACUGGAUCACAGAUGGAGGGCAGGGAAGUGACUGGCAUGAGCAUGUUGCUUCAGAAAAUAAGGAAGAUGAAUAUAAAUGGGAAUAAAGAUCCCAAUAAGUAUAGAGAGAAGAAAACAACAACUCGGCAAAGUACAAUCAAAGAACCAAAGCAGCAGAGUGGCCAACAGGGACAACAAGUUAAACAGACAUUGCAACAUGAACAACACCAGGAAAUUCUUAGGCAACUGGAAAUACAUCGUCCAAUCAAAUCUGUCAAUCAGCUGCAGCCAGCUGCAGAAAAAACUGAUGUCCUUUUUGAUUUUGAGGCGUUUCAACUACCGUCAAUCAGCGCAUUACCUGCAGAGACUGGAAGUAAGGGGUGUAUGCUACUGAUUGUUAACCUCUCCAGUCCUGGCAUGGUUGGAGACAGAGCUAAUGACAGGAGAAAACAUCUGUAUCCAGCUGCAACCAGAUCACACAUCUACAACACUUUAGUGGCUUGGUUUCUGUCUUUGGUUGGCCCAGAUCCACGUCACAAUGAAGGUGAGGCUGGUGCAAAGGUCCCAUUCUGGGUUGCAGGACUUCAGCAGCUGUGGACAGAGGAUGGACUGGCUUUGCAUGUUUUAGUUGUGGCACGUCACUGUUAUGCAGCAAGGGAAAGGGACAAAGACAUCCAUUUCUAUAAGCGUGUGUAUAGAUUCCUGUCUGAGACCUCAUUCAGUCUCAUUGCCCACUGGCUACCUCAGCUCAAAACCCUGCUGGACCAGCAAGCCUGUCCCUCACCUAUCCAUCUCCCCUCUUCCUAUUUAAAUCAUUUCAUCUCUGCUACCUCUAAGAAAAAGGUUAUAGAUAGGGUGUUUGGUCUCAGUCCAGGGUUUUACUGGCAGACUGUGGAAACUCAGGAGCAUGUUUGUAAGGGGAGAGAGACCACACUAGAUCUCCACACAGAGGUAUCAGUUGCUGUGGGAAGCAAAGCUUUCUUCCUACAUCCCAUCAUAACACAUUACACCCUCCAGCUUAUUCUCGACUCAGGACUUGAUGUGUGUGGUCUGCGGCUCCUUUAUCCACCGCAGGAAUUCCUGAGUGACGGUGCUGGUGCUGUGCCAGUCAUCAAGAGAACCGAUGAGACAUGCCAGCCUGUUCUUGCCCUGGCUGUUCGGGGCCCUCAUGCUCACUCAGUUUUGAAAGAUUUAACUAGUACCUUAGAUCUUCUGCUGCCCAGACAGACAGAUCCAACCACUAUCCAUUACAGUACUCAACAACCUCCACUCCUCUACUCCCCCGGACUGGCCACUCAGGUUCACAAGGAGCUGUGCUUGUGGUUUUCAGGAAGAGUCAGAGAAGGAAGUGUACAGUAUCACAACCAGCUGAAUAGUGGCAGAGUCAGUGGCAGCCUAAGCAGAUCACCUUCCUUUCUGUGUGCUACAACAAAAGCUGACUUACUCCUUGUUGUGUCGCCCGUCGUGCCUCCAUAUUGCUACAGCCAAAUUCUGGCUGUUUGUGAACGCAGAGGCUUGAGUCUGAUGGGGCUGCAGAGGCUGCAGCUUCAAACCAAUGGAACCAAAGUCCUUGGACUCAACAAACAGCAGGCACCUGUGUUCUGCAGUCCACACACUGUGACCCUGGAUCAGGAAGAGCGGGAGCUGCACUCUCACUGCCUGGUGUUGUUAUUGAGGAAAGAAAAUGCGAUUCACCACAGUGUUAGUCUGCCAGCAGCCCUAAUGAGAGAAUUUAUGGCACAAAACCUUUUGGGUUGCAUCCACUCGAGAAUUGAUGGUGUUCACACAGUAGACCCAAGCUUCUGUUUCCACACUGUGCCUUACAGCAGUAACCUGUUUCAUAUCUUUGUUAGGUGCAUGUGGUCAUUGCCAGAUCCCUCCAGUGUGAUCCUGUCCCGUCAGAAGCGUUCAUCCAACUCUAACAUGGAGCAAGUUGUGGUUUUAACCUUGUGUGGGAAAGACAUGAGCCAUGGCCUGAGCCUCCUACACAGAGUACUGACAGAAGAGGCAGAAGGUGAUGGGCAACAUGCGAGAUUAAAGCUGCUUGGCCUGAAGUAUCUGCCUGCAUUGAGUCGAUUUCAGGCGCAGGAACUGAGUCCAUAUGAGGUGGGAGAGCAGCUCUAUCUCGACAGCUUGGAAAAUCUGAUGUCCUCUCCUGCCUUGGUGUGCGCUCUUAGACAGGUGGAAGCUUCUGCUUCACUGAGGAAGCUCCUACCACACAAUUACCCUGGUAACGUCAGUGCACUGAUGUCACCCACACCGGAAGCGGCUUUCAGACAAGCCUCCCUUUUCUUCUUUGAGCAUGAGAUGACUCCUGAUGACACAAUACUCCAACUUCUUCCUCAGACUUGCAGUAUAAAAGAUCCACAGAUGCGGCUCACUGUGUGCGUCUUUAAGCCAAGAAUCUGGAAUCACGAUCUGGCUGAGAUAGUCCGCAAACUCGAAAUGAGUGGCCUCACAUUGGUGGGCCUGCGUGUAGUGACCAUGAACAAAAACAACGCUACCUCACUACUGCCUGCAGACAGUGACCUGUCAGACUUGAAAGCCCAUGUGGAGUACUUGUGCUCUGGCUCCUCACUGGUUCUAUGCCUCGAGGGGGAGAAUGCUGUGAAGAGGCUGCUGGAAGUGCUGGAACAAGUGGACUCAUUCCUGCCAACGACUUCUCGUGGCAUGGGUCAUUCAUACAAAGGCAGCUAUGGAUCGCCAUCAAAUCAGAAAGCAAUUCAGGAUGUUAAGAGGCUUUUUCCAGAGCUCUGCUGCACAGUGAGACAGGAGCAGGUAAUCAACAUGUGCUCAGACCCUUUAGCCACUGAAGGUCUUUUACCUCUGAUGGCGACAAGACCAAAUGAAGUACCAGGGUCCCUGAUACGAAGUGCUCUCUGGCAGACAACCUGUCUGCUGAUACCCUUAAACGCUCCACCCCUCAACCAAGUGCCAUCCCAGCUGGACAUGCUGGAGCAGCUGCUGAGGUCAGGCUGCCAUCUGGUGGCAGGUAGGAUGAGCGUACUGGAUAAUGAGCAGAAGAAACAUAUAGCUGAGAUGCUGUCUUCAAGAGGAAAUGAGAUGAUGGCUCAUCUUUCCACUUCACCCUGUUUCAUCGUGGCUGUGCAAGGGGAAAUGAUUGUGACCCACUUUGACUUGAUCCUUCGAAGGAUUUACAAGGAGAGGUCCGACCUAAAAAAAUUGGGGGAAAUGAUCAUCUACCCCAAGUAUGAGAAAGAGGCCAAGCAGCUGAUACGCUACCUUUUCGAUGCUUUGUCUCCUGAGCGCUGUCAUACCAUUGUGCCAUAGAGUUUAAAUGGGUGGCUAUGUAUUAGCACAUUUUGUCAUUGUUUUAGAUAAUCUAAAUAUUUUAAAUUCAAUGUUAUCUAAUAAAAUGUUUUUCUUUUCCUUCC
This is a messenger RNA of Larimichthys crocea (large yellow croaker), 4220 nucleotides long. RefSeq lists its product as uncharacterized. The transcript is spliced from 30 exons. The record is from RefSeq and is a predicted model, not a curated record. The coding region runs from base 79 to 4116 and encodes 1345 amino acids. Lineage: Eukaryota; Metazoa; Chordata; Actinopteri; Sciaenidae.